UCACCUGGGAGUCACUCCGAAACGAACAAACGCAUUCGCCUUGUGCUGUACAUCGGGAGAUCAGCAAGUGAGCUUGUCUCUGUGGAUAUGUGUAUAGGUGUUUGUGUGUCAGUCUGUCUCUGUGUUGUAUGUCUUGUUUAGUUUGUUUAGAUAUCAGUGUUUCAGAUUUGUACGAUAUUUCCAUUUGACAGUGUAAGGGGAAUGUUAGACAUAAUAUUGGGACUCUUCUCCGUCAAUGUCUGUGUCCUUCUCAUCCCUUUCGCUCUUUCUAUUCCUGAUCUAUCAUUCUCUCAGUAGAGAUGACUGGAGCCGCCGUGUCCGUGUGUCUACUUUACACCCUGUCUGUCUGUUCAGCCUGCUACAUCUCCAACUGUCCCAUCGGGGGCAAGAGGUCCAUAAUGGACGCUCCACAGCGCAAGGUGAGCCGCAACUGAAUCUGUCUAUAUCUAGACUAUUUAAAUAUAAUGUGUAAAUAACAGCUAUGAUUUGUCUUAGAGAUGCAUCAAGAUGAGUAGAGGCAAAGUGGGGCUCUGUAAAAGUACUGAAUUCUGAGAUUUGACAAUGAACCGUUAUCUUCAUGUAAAAGGGAGCAAGAAUGUUGAUAAGAAUCUCUUUUUUUGGAAUGAUGGAACAACCUCAUACCCGACUGUCCCUUCUCUCCCCCUGAAGUGCAUGACAUGUGGACCAGGGGACCAGGGCCGCUGCUUUGGCCCCAGUAUCUGCUGUGGGGAAGGGCUGGGCUGCUGGAUGGGCUCCCCAGAGACGGCACGCUGCAUGGAGGAGAACUACCUGCCCACCCCCUGCCAGGCAGGAGGGAGACCCUGUGGAUCUGAUACAGGACGCUGCGCUGCACCGGGAGUCUGCUGUGACUCAGGUGAGGGCACAUCAAUUCUAUAUUUCUGUGAUGAUCCUUGUGGUUAUAUACCACUGAAAUUGUUCUAAUAGAGUGGUGGAUACAAUUCUGUGCUUUCUGACUUGUGUAUCCUGCUCCAUCCUUUAUUUUGUAUCUCAGAGGGCUGCAGUGUGGACCAAUCUUGUUUGGCCGAGGAGGAAGGCAACAAUCAAAUCAGCCAAUCAGAGGGCAACGACUCUGGUGACGUCAUCCUCAGGCUCCUGCACUUGGCUGGCCACACCCCUCCUCAUCGAGUCCACCAAUGAGCUGCAAGUGACACCAGGGUUCCAAUCACUUGAGAGAUAGGUUGAUAGGAUUUGUAGUUCAAAGUUACCUAGUUGUAGUUCAUUGUACAACCCACCUAUUUCACCCACCCAUUUACUGGCCUCCUUCUUCAGUAUAUUGGCAACCUCCGUGGAUGGGACCUAGCUAAGAAUUUAACAUUUAAUGUAUUAUCAAACACUGGAGUUAAAUUCUUAGUUAGGACCCUGAGCACUCCUCUGUAGAUUGCCUUUAUAUUGCAUACUUAAAUAUUGUAGCUAUGUACUGUAUGUAUAGAAAUAGCUGUAAUAAUUAUUACACGUGUAAAGAGUUCAAAUGUGUAUGUUAAUA
Messenger RNA from Coregonus sp. 'balchen', 1504 nucleotides. The record is from the annotation of a GenBank genome assembly. NCBI's taxonomy places the organism in Eukaryota, Metazoa, Chordata, Actinopteri, Salmoniformes, Salmonidae.